Dictyostelium discoideum AX4 is the source of this 1263-nucleotide messenger RNA. It is a transcript of the gene scsB, whose product is annotated as succinate-CoA ligase. Gene Ontology annotation, molecular function: metal ion binding; magnesium ion binding; ATP binding. Lineage: Eukaryota; Evosea; Eumycetozoa; Dictyosteliales; Dictyosteliaceae. Bases 1 to 1263 code for a protein of 420 amino acids. The record is from RefSeq and is a predicted model, not a curated record. Gene Ontology annotation, biological process: succinyl-CoA metabolic process; tricarboxylic acid cycle. Gene Ontology annotation, cellular component: mitochondrion. The transcript has 2 exons.
AUGUCACUCUUUAAUUCAGCUAAUAAAGUUAUUGGAGGAGUUUUAAAAUUUAAUCCAAGUAAAUAUCAAGUUAGAUAUUUAAAUUUACAUGAAUAUCAAAGUAAAUCAUUAAUGGAUAAAUAUGGAGUUAAUACACAAAAAUGGAGAGUUGUAACAAAAGCAUCAGAUGCCAUCAAAGCAGCAUCAGAAUUGAAUGGAGAAUUAGUAGUUAAAGCACAAGUACAUGCAGGUGGUAGAGGUAAGGGUUCAUUCAUAGAGACAGGAUUUAAAGGAGGUGUUCAUCUCUGUAAAACUGGUAAGGAAGCAGAACGUUUAUGUGACGAAAUGUUGGGUAAACAUCUUGUAACCAAACAAACCACCAAAGAAGGUACCAAAGUUCAAAGUGUAAUGUUGGCAGAAUCAGUUGACCCAAAGAGAGAAUUGUAUUUUGCAAUCGUUAUGGAUCGUAAAUAUGGUGGACCAGUUAUGAUUGCAUCACCACAAGGUGGUGUUGACAUUGAGAGUGUUGCAGAGGAAACACCAGAUUUAAUUUUCAAAGAACCAAUCGAUAUCGUCAAAGGUAUUCGUCCAGAACAAACUAAAAACCUCGCUGAGAAAUUAGGUUUCACCGGUGAGAAAGCAAAGAUCGCUCAACAACAAAUGGAAAACCUCUAUCAAUUAUUCAUCAAGAGUGAUGCAACUCAAGUCGAGAUUAACCCAUUCGCUGAAACCACCGAUGGUCAAGUCAUUUGUAUGGAUGCUAAAAUCAAUUUCGAUGACAAUGCCUCAUUCCGUCAAAAGGAGAUUUUCGAAAUGAGAGAUACCGCCGAAGAGGAUCCACGUGAGGUUGAAGCUGGUAAAUUUGGUCUCAAUUACAUUGGUCUCGAUGGUAACAUUGGUUGUAUGGUUAAUGGUGCUGGUUUGGCUAUGGCCACCAUGGAUAUCAUUAAAUUAAAGGGUGGUAUCCCUGCUAAUUUCCUCGAUGUAGGUGGUAGUGCCUCUGAACAAGCCGUCACUGAAGCCUUCAAAAUCCUCACUAAAGAUCCAAGAGUUAAAUGUUUACUCGUAAACAUUUUCGGUGGUAUCAUGAAAUGUGAUAUCAUUGCCUCUGGUAUCGUAAAUGCUUCAAAACAAGUUGGUCUUAAAAUUCCAUUAGUUGUACGUUUAGAAGGUACAAAUGUAAACAUUGGUAAAGAAAUCUUGGAAAAAUCUGGUUUAAAUAUUACUUCUGCUAGUGAUUUAGAUGAUGCUGCUAUUAAAGCUGUUAAUUGUUUAAAAAAAUAA